Molecule: messenger RNA, 3624 nt
Organism: Lacerta agilis (Sand lizard)
Lineage: Eukaryota; Metazoa; Chordata; Lepidosauria; Squamata; Lacertidae
Product: TRPM8 channel-associated factor homolog
Exons: 9
Coding region: 24-3446 (1140 amino acids)
Source: RefSeq, a predicted model, not a curated record
CUUUAAGCAGUCCAGCAGUCUCAAUGUCCCAGAUGCACUCCAGAAAUUCUUAUUCGUCACUGGUGAAAGGUAUUCAGUAUUUUGAUGUCACCGGGGGCUUCAACCCUUGCAAGCUCCUUCUUACGGGAGACCAAGCUUUCCCUGUGCUGGUGAGUACGAAAGGCAACGUACUAAUAGCCGCAUCCUGUUAUGGGGCAGGCCGGAUGGUGGUGACGGCGCACGAAGCCAUGCUGCAAAUGCCCCAGUUCCUGCCGUUCAUUAGGAAUAGCCUAGAGUGGCUCAAGCCGUCUCCAAUAGCAAAAGUGGGUGUCCACCAGAACAUGGCCACUCUCUCUGAUCUGCUCCUCGGGAAUUCUGUUCAGGUGCAUCCAAACGCCAAGCUUGGGGGCUCCUUUGGGGUCUACUGUAUCAAUGCCUAUGACGACACAGAAGCUCACGGCCUUGUUCAGUUUGUAGAGAGAGGUGGCGGUCUGCUCAUUGGAGGGCAGGCCUGGCAUUGGUCCUAUCAACAUGGAAAAGAGAAGGUGCUGGCUGAAUUUCCUGGCAACCGGGUGACUGGCGCGGCUGGAGUCUACUUCACCGCUGCUGUGGGAGACAACGGGGUCUUCCCUGUGCAACCUGAUAUACCAGAUGUUCCCCCAAGCCCUGAAUACACCUGUAGACCAGCAUUCCAAACAUACCAGAGGGAGUCCAGAAAAUCUUACGAAUCUUUGGUGAAAGGUAUUGAGUCUUUGGCUAUCACUGGGGAGUUCAAUCCUUGCGAGCUGCUUCUCACCGGAGACCAAGCUCUCCCUGUCCUUGUAAGCACCAACGGGCAAGUACUAAUAGCUGCAUCCUGGUACGGUGCAGGCCGGAUGGUGGUAACGGCUCACGAAUCUAUGCUGCAAAUGCCCCAGUUCCUGCCGUUCAUUAGAAACAGCCUAGAGUGGCUCAAGCCGUCCUCGACGGCGCAAAUCGGUGUCCACAAAAGGUUGGAUGCCCUCUCCGAGUUGCUCCUCAGUAAUGGUGUCAAGGUGCACCCAGAUGCAAGGCCUGGAGACUCUUUUGGGGUCUACUGCGUUGAUGCUUACGAUGCUGCGCAAGCUGAUGGCCUUGUGCAGUUUGUAAAGAGAGGCGGGGGUCUGCUCACUGGAGGGCAGGCCUGGCAAUGGUCAAGUCAACACGGAAAGGAGAAAGUGCUGGCUGAAUUUCCUGGCAACAGGGUGACCAGCGUGUCCGGGGUUUACUUCACUGCCAACGUGGGAGAGAAUGGGAUCUUCCCGGUGAAAGAGAAAAUGCCCAAGGUUCCCCUGAUCACCCCACAUGGAUUAGACAUUGAGGGUGACUUAAAGACUCUUCUGAAUGGAGUGACGACCUUCUGUUUUAAGGGCAUGAUUCCUUCUGACCUGCUUAUCCACGGGAACCUGGCAUUUCCAGUGGGCGUAACCGAUUCUUUCCAGUGCUUUGCUGGAGCCGCCUACUAUGGCAGGGGACGUGUUGUGGUCUCCUCCCACGAAGGCAUGCUUAACACACCAUCCAUGAAAACCUUCCUUCUCAACGCCAUCAACUGGGUUACUGCUGGAAAGGGAGGGAAGGUUGGCGUCGGAGGCCAACUGAAGGAACUUUACUCCAUGUUAAAUCAGGCUGGGAUCCCUUGUGAGCUAACGGAUCUUAAGGCUGGCUUGAGCGUGUACUGUUGCAACGCCUACAGUGACAAAGAGAAGGAAAGAAUCCACGAAUUCGUCUCUGAAGGAGGUGGUCUCCUAAUCGGCGCACAAGCUUGGUACUGGACUUAUCAAAAUCCCACCGCCUGUGCCGCCGCACAGUAUCCAGGAAACAAGAUACUGAAUAAAUUUGGGAUUGGGAUCACCGGACACAGUAUCAACCUACCUGAUGAAAGUUACCCAGCGAGACAGGCCAGCGCUGUUGCUUCGACCUAUCACUUCCGCAAAGCGCUCUUGCAAUUCAAGGAACACAUCCAGAGCAAGCAAGCUCUGCAGACUUCAUAUUCCUCAUGGCUCAAGAAGCUGGGACAAGACUGUGCCACAUUCCUGAGCAUCCCAGCUACCAACUCUCCACCUCUCUCCUCGGUCCAUGAGGAUAUGAUGGAGCUGGUCAAAAAAAUAGCACUUCUCUGCGAGAUUCCUGGUGUCAGUGCAAGCAACCCAAUUAAAAGUACCUCGGACAAAGCCAUUUUAAUUCAAAUGGCAUUCCAGCUCUACAAUAAUCUACCACAUUUCCGAGACCCAGUGCCCCAUCUGAUUCAGAACCUUCCAAACUAUCCCACAGCACCUCCUCAAGUCAUUCAGAUCAACGGAAUUAAUGAUGGAGACGAAGCUUGGAGAAGCACCGGCCUUUAUGUUCCUCCGGCGAAGACCGUCACUUUGCUCUUUCCGCCCAACGCCACCAAUGCUCAGCUGCAGGUCCAGGUUGGCUGCCAUUCCGAUGACCUGAGCAAUGCCGAGAAGUUGCUGCGUCCUCCGGUAGUGAUCAGGCGGUUUGAAGUUAUGAGUCAGAGGAUGGAAGUCUCCAGCUUGUGGGGUGGCCUCUUGUACAUUGUGCUGCCAAAGAAGUCUUCAGUGGGCACCAUAUCAGUCACUGUCGAAGGGGCUUCCCUGGCUCCUUAUUUCAAGCUUGGUGAAACCAGCCUAUCUGCAUGGAAUGGCACUAUCCGCCACUACCCUGCUCCCUGGGCUGAGUUAGAAACGGAGAACAUCAUCUUGACAGUGGCCUCCGGUGAUGUGCGGGGAAUGGAGAAUCCAGAGAUCCUUCUGAACACCUGGGCUCAGAUGAUGAGAGCAGUGGCCAAGUUAGCAGCCAUCCCUCUCCUUUUCCCCAGACCAGAAAGAAUAGUGGGAGAUGUCCAAAUAUCUGUUGGUUGGAUGCACUCUGGCUACCCGAUCAUGGCUAAUGUGGCGGCAUCAGAGGAGAUCACGGAUGUACAACGCAUGUACACCAAAGGCACUUGGGGCCCAAUCCAUGAACUGGGUCACAAUCAGCAGAAGAGUCAGUGGGAAUUCCCCCCGCAUACCACGGAAGCUACCUGCAAUCUCUGGUCUGUUUACGUCAAUGAAACUGUGCUGAACAUCCCCAGAGAAAGAGCCCAUCCAGAGCUUAAACUUGAGAGCAGAAUGAGGAGGGUGAAGGACUAUAUUCGAGGAGGAGCUCGGCUGAAGGACUUCACGGUGUGGACUGCACUGGAACCUUACUUGCAGUUGCAGGAGGCCUUUGGCUGGGACCCCUACAUCCACAUCUUCGCAGAGUACCAAACAAUGACCCACAUCCCAACUGACAACAGCUCCAAGAUGAACCUCUGGACACGCCAUUUCUCCCAACAAGUGAGCAAAAAUCUGGGUCCUUUCUUUAAAGCUUGGGGGUGGCCAAUUGAGGAUAAUCUCACUCGGGAGCUGGCCAGAUCCUUUCCCCCAUGGACAGAGGAUCCGAUGAAGAAGUAUGAAUCUUGCUAAGAAAGGGAAACUAACAGACUGAAAUUGUGCUGAAUAGGAUACAGUCACAAUCAACCAAUAUAAGCCCCAGCUAUAGAGCUGUAAACCAUGCUGACAGUGGUCAAUGAAUGUAUUCAGGAUGCUUUCUUCUCCCAUUUAGCCAUUAUUCUCUGUUCAAGCAGGACCUGAGAAUGCAACA